AUGGCUUCAGACAAAGUGGCCUCCUCGAUCGAUGACACACCCCAGACUGGCGAGAAGAGAAAGCGGGGUCGUCCACGCAAGACACCGGAGGAAUCAAUCCCUAAGACAUCCGAUGAACCUAAGCGCGGACGAGGACGUCCUCGGAAGGUUCUCUCCGAAGCAGAUCUUGCGGCGGCAGCUGCAGCUGCAGCUUCGCCAGCUUCAAAGAGAGGCCGUGGACGUCCACGCAAGGAGCCCGGUACGACGAAAGUGACGCCUUCUACCACACCCAAGAAGGAUGGUCGUGGCCGUCCCCGCAAGGAGCCUAGUAACGCAACAGCUACUCCGUCUACAGCACCUAAGAGGAAGGAUGGUCGUGGGCGUCCCCGUAAGGUGCCUGCAUCUGCACCCACGAGCCCAGCAGUCACCACGAAGAAGGAUGGUCGCGGACGGCCGCGCAAGAGCUUGCCUGCCAAUGGCACUACAAGUGUCGUCGAGCCCAAGAUCGAGGAGCCCAUUGCUACGGAGAAUCCUAAGACGAUCCCUGACUCUAAGACUGAUAACGCAACCUGGAACGACAGUGGUCGUUCGUACUGGCUGAUGAAGGCGGAGCCGGAGUCGCGCAUGGAGAAGGGAGUUGAUGUCAAAUUCUCGAUUGAUGAUCUGGCUGCUGCGGAGGAGCCCGAGCCCUGGGAUGGAGUUCGCAACGCUGUUGCACGAAAUAUCAUGAAGGAGAUGAAGCAAGGAGAUUAUGCAUUCUUCUACCACUCUAACUGCAAGGUCCCCGGAGUGGUUGGAGUGAUGGAAAUCGUGAAGGAACACUCGGUUGAUGGUUCGAUAACCCAUUCUUCUUUUGUUACUCGCCCACACAGUCUGCUAACAUUCGCCUUUUCUAUCUGCGUUGCAGAAUCCGCAUUCAAUCCCAAGCACCCUUACUACGAUGCCAAGUCCAGUCGCGAUGCCCCCAAGUGGGUUGUGGUACAUGUCGAGUUUCGCCGCAAGUUCGACAAGCAGGUCACGUUGAGCGACCUCAAGACUCACGCCCAGCCGGGCAAGGGCCUCGAGAACCUUCAGACUCUCAAGCAAUCAAGGCUCAGCGUAUCCUCGGUGACUCCUGCACAGUGGAAGUACAUUCUCGAACUAGCCGGGGAGGAUCCACAAGCGAAUGCUUAA
Molecule: messenger RNA, 1152 nt
Organism: Penicillium cataractarum
Lineage: Eukaryota; Fungi; Ascomycota; Eurotiomycetes; Eurotiales; Aspergillaceae
Product: EVE domain-containing protein
Exons: 7
Coding region: 1-1152 (383 amino acids)
Biological process (GO): regulation of DNA-templated transcription
Cellular component (GO): chromatin; nucleus
Molecular function (GO): DNA binding
Source: RefSeq, a predicted model, not a curated record